Symsagittifera roscoffensis is the source of this 1490-nucleotide messenger RNA. RefSeq lists its product as uncharacterized. The record is from RefSeq and is a predicted model, not a curated record. Gene Ontology annotation, biological process: proteasome-mediated ubiquitin-dependent protein catabolic process; protein polyubiquitination; negative regulation of translation. Gene Ontology annotation, molecular function: ubiquitin protein ligase activity; protein binding; translation repressor activity. Lineage: Eukaryota; Metazoa; Xenacoelomorpha; Acoela; Convolutidae.
GUUGUUUUUAAGCAGCUGGUGAUAAAAUUUGAACGCAGUUUUUGUAGUAAUCUUAAUUCAAAAGCUUACACAUAAAAAGGUAUACAGUCAAACCAUAUAUAGCAAAUAUGUGUACUAAAAAUCAAAGAGUUUGACUAAUUUUGUCAAAUAAAUUCUGAUUGCAACCGAAGCCUUUUUGAUUUGAUAUGAUCUGAUCUGAGAUUGAAAAUUGUUUUCAUUAAUCACUAACUCGAAAAAUGUCAUCGAGCAUUACUAUGAGCAAGAGUAGUAAUGCAACAUCUGCUAGUUUGACUGCAUGUCCUAGUUGUGGUGGAUCCUUCACAGCGACUGGUGCACAACAGCCCCUGAUCAUUACGUGUGGGGAUACCUUUUGCAGGAGGUGUGUGCAGGAUCUUACCGACACAUGUGGUACACUGGUAUGUCCUGUGUGUGGGGAAGUGAAUGAAGAGGAGGAAGGGGGAGGGGGAGGGGGACCCACAGGGUACAGUGUGAACAGACUAGCUUUGUCUCUUAUCAGCACAAACACUAACUCAAACAACGCCAGUGCAUCUAAGGAGAUCCCGGAUAACUUUCCAGCCGAAAACUUCAAUCAAACACAACACGUGCGAUCUCAUUCCGCUGUUGAGCGUCAACGAUCUCCGAAUAAACUCCACCCCUCUCGCCCCCUCACAGCGGGAGGAGGUGGGGCAGAGCCCCUCCUCGUCGCCCCUGCUGUGCCCCGCCCGGAUGUAUGUGGGGCAUGUGGGAGGGACUUCACCUCAGGCAAGGAUGAGCUGCAACACUGCCCCCAUUGUGGGCUGGCCGUGUGUGGCGUGUGCAAGGGAAUUGCAGCGACCAAUAGCAAACUAGUGCUGCUCCUCCGCAACUCUCUCGAACUCUAUUCCACCGACAUCCUCCGAGUGUCUGGCAAGUUUUUCGGCAGCACUGAACUGGCAAAUCCAGUGUCUCUGGCAGCAUCUCACAGCCGAAUAUUCGUCUACGACCAGGACAGAGAACGCAGCCUGCACUACAUAGCCAUAUUUGACAAUCAGGGCAGAUAUGUUUCUAAGAAGUUUGUUGGGGAAGCGAGGUGUGAUUUGAGCGCCACUGUUUCUGUCGUCAAGGGAAAGACUUUAGAAGAGACGCUUCUAGUUGUCGGCAGCUGCAAAAGUGUCUUUCUCAGAGUUCUCAACUCAACCGGUGAACUACUUUGGGAAUUCAAUCUUGACGAGCCCAAAAUCCAGGGUCGCAAAUGGAGACCCCAUGACACUGCCGUGGACAACGAGGGCAACUUUUUAGUUCUCGAUAGCAGCGGGAGAAAAGUUCUCGUUUUCAACAAGGAGGGAAAACUUUGCGGUCAGUUCGACCCUUUUUCAACCAAGACAGGACAGGCAUCGAAACUUGCGGUCAAUUCGGAAGGACAGAUUGUGCUUUUGGAGUCAAAUCAAGGAAAAUUACUAAUAUUUUAAACUAAUAUCAUCAGAAUCUUUUUAUAUAAUGAAAAAACAAAA